AUGGGCACCGCUCUGGCGACGCACUGCUGCGCCAGCGAGGAGGAAGACAAACCGGAGGCCUUGAAGAACCUGAAGAAGGAUGUGGCCUUCGUCAGCGUCAGUCUGGACAAGCAGCCGUUGACUGAGUCCCUUCAGGGCAACUGGUAUCGGCAAUGCGACUCCAAGCACGUAGGUGAGAUCUGUGGUUCGAGUUUGUUCUGGAACCCACAGUGGGGGUUGACCGAUGUGUCGUCCCCUUUGUCCGAAGGUUCUUCUGGCCUUCUGGUGGUUCAGAUGGAAGAUGAGACCCGCUAUGCGACUGUGACGACGAAGCCACAGACGGCAAUCAUGUGGGCCGAUGGCGAUGUGUGGAUACGAAAGUGA
This is a messenger RNA of Symbiodinium sp. CCMP2592, 363 nucleotides long. The record is from the annotation of a GenBank genome assembly. NCBI's taxonomy places the organism in Eukaryota, Dinophyceae, Suessiales, Symbiodiniaceae.